This is a messenger RNA of Geodia barretti, 469 nucleotides long. The record is from the annotation of a GenBank genome assembly. Lineage: Eukaryota; Metazoa; Porifera; Demospongiae; Tetractinellida; Geodiidae.
CAUAAGGGCCAAGUUAAGAAAGGGCAGAGUACAAGAAUGUUGUUCCUUUUAGUAAAAGUUUCUGAAUUUGCCACAUUUCCUUAAGUGAGUUAACUAUGUAGAUGUGUGUAAUUGGUCAACACGCAUAUCACCUCCAGUGACUGCAACAGAGCCAACACAACCAUCUGAUUCAACACCAACUCUCACACCCAGCAUGAACAGAUCAGAGGAGUGUAAUAAUGGUCUCUCAGUGGGACUAGCUACAGGUAUUGCAGUGGUCAUCUCUCUACUGGUGGUCCUGCCAGUGGGUGUGGUCAUCGGCUGCUGUGGAAUGUGGUGCCUGAUAAAGAGAUGUAUUCGACAGGAGGAUCUGCCAGGGAAUAUCUAUGAUGUGCCAUCUCUCAAUAAUUUCCAUCUCUCAGAUAAUCAGGCCUAUGGCUCUGCUCAUUAGAGCAGGAACUAUUAAUGUUUGAAUUUUCAUCAGUGUGUG